This is a messenger RNA of Lottia gigantea (owl limpet), 1512 nucleotides long. RefSeq lists its product as hypothetical. Lineage: Eukaryota; Metazoa; Mollusca; Gastropoda; Lottiidae. Gene Ontology annotation, molecular function: iron ion binding; oxidoreductase activity, acting on paired donors, with incorporation or reduction of molecular oxygen; steroid hydroxylase activity. Bases 1 to 1512 code for a protein of 503 amino acids. The transcript is spliced from 11 exons. The record is from RefSeq and is a predicted model, not a curated record.
AUGUUAUUCUUAAUUGUACUUUCGAUUGCCGCAGUUAUUCUGUAUAGGAAAUUGAAAUCCAAAUACCGAUUAUUAGAUGAACUUAAUAUAAACCACCCUAAGCCUGUACCUUUAUUUGGAAAUGUUGGUGAAUUUAAAGACAAAUGUCCACUUGAUGUAUUUAAAGCAUGGAGAAACGUAUAUGGCAAAGUUUUUGGAUUUUAUGAAGGUUUGCGGCCCAGUAUUGUAGUAUGUGAUCCUGUACUUAUUCAACAAAUUUUGGUCAAACAAUUUGACAAAUUUCAGAGCAGACCACUAUGUACACCGUUCCAGAACAGGUAUGAAGAAUUGGGUAUAUUAAAUACUCACGGUGAAUUAUGGAAACAGCAAAGACAUGUUGUAGCUACCUGUUUCAAUACAACAUCCAUGAAUCAGAUGAUCCAAAAGAUGAUUUUCAAAUCAAACAACCUUGUUGAAAAACUCGGCAAGGAAUCAACCGCCUCGCCUGAUGGUUUUGAGAUCGCAGAAUUACUGGAUAGACAUAUGCUAGAUAUAUUCGCCUACUCUGCCUUUGAUUACGACAGUGACAGUUUGAAUAAUACCGAAGAGAUCAUGUAUAAAUAUAUGGUGGAAUUCAGUAAAGUUGCUAACACUGAAAACCCUGUACCUGGUAUUGCUAGAUUGUUUCCAGCGCUCACACCAUUAUGUCAAUAUCUUGCUGGUGGUAAAUUCCGAGAUGCUCACGAAACACAACUUAAGCAAUUAACCCAGUUAGUGGAAAAAGAACGUACAGAGUUACUUAACGAUGAAUCCAAUGAAAAACCAAAUAUUAUCAGAAAACUGUUGAGGACCACAGCGUCUUGUAAAGAUGAAAACAAUAACACAUGUAAAAGAUAUCUGUCAAAUGAAGAAGUGCUGGCACAACUAACAUCAAUGGUUACUGGAGGUCUUGACGCAGCAGCUGCGGUAACUUCAUUCCUGGUAUACUGUCUGGCUAUGUAUCCAGAUAUUCAGCACAAAGUCCAGGAUGAAAUGAAAGAAGUUUUUCAGAAUGAUGACGAAAUCACAUUGGACAAGCUCUCCAGUUUACCUUAUCUUGAUAUGGUACUCAAUGAGACACAAAGGUUUUAUCCUGUAACCCCGGGGGUAGCUAGAUAUUGUACUGAAGAUGUCACUAUUGAUGGUAUACAAUUCAAACAAGGAAUGCCAAUCAAAAUUAUGACCUGUGUUAUGAACCAAGACAAAGAAAUAUUUCCAGAACCAGACAAAUUUAUUCCUGAAAGAUUCUCUAAACAAGAAAGUGAAAAGCGACAUCCGAUGUCUUGGUUACCGUUUGGUGCUGGUCCUAAAAUGUGUGUUGGUGUUAAAUUAGGUUUAUUAAAAUGUAAAUUAACAGUAGUUCAGAUAUUAAGAAAUUAUCACAUAGAAACAUCAUCAGAAACAGAGAUUCCAAUUAAAACCAAGUUGCAUCCAAUAUUAGCGCCAAAAAAUGGAGUUCACAUCAAAUUAGUACCUAGAAUAUCAAAGUAUUAA